AUUUUGUAAAAUAUAUACAUUUAUCUUCAACAUUGAUUUUAAUUUGUUCAAUUCAUCAACUAUAAAAAGUGAUAAGAGUAAAAGUAAUAAAUAAACUUAUGAAAAAAUAGAGUUCAUAGGUUAUGUUUUGACAUUCAGUUUAAUGAGUUAAUAAAUUUAUUAACUUGCUGUGAUAAAAAGUAUUAUUAAGGAUUUUUAACAAUGGCUGUUGUUAUUGAAACAACUAUCGGUGACUUUACUGUCGAUUUAUAUUUCAAGGAGAGACCGCAAACAUGUCGGAAUUUCUUGAAACUAUGCAAAAUGAAAUACUACAACUGGAAUUUAUUUUUCUCCGUUCAGAGCAAUUUCAUAGCUCAAACGGGGGACCCAUCAGCUACAGGAAAGGGUGGAGAAAGCGUAUAUGGGAUUGUUUUAGGUGAACAAGCACGUUACUACGAAGCUGAGAAGAUUCCAAAAAUCAAGCAUGAUAAAGCUGGUUUAAUUUCUAUGGUAAACUGUGGAGAUGAUAUGUUAGGUUCACAGUUUUUUAUAACCCUUGGAACUGAUCUGCUGUCACUGGAUGGAAAGCAUUGUGUUUUUGGAGAAAUCACAGAAGGUCUUGAAAUAAUAUUAAAGUUAAAUGAAACUUUCUGUGAUGACGGUCAUAGACCAUUCCAAGAUAUUCGUAUAUCACACACAGUUGUUCUUGAUGAUCCUUUUGAUGACAUAAAAGGGCUUGAAAUUCCGGACAAAAGUCCAUCACCUACAAGAGAAUGUUUAGAGAGUGAUCGUAUUGGUGCAGAUGAAGAUAUUGAUGAUACAGCAGGAAUGACAGCAGAAGAGAUUGAAGAAAUACAGAAGGAGAAAGAAGCCAAGGCUAGAGCAACAAUAUUAGAAAUAGUUGGGGAUCUUCCAGAUGCUGAAAUGGCACCACCUGAAAAUGUUCUCUUUGUGUGCAAAUUGAAUCCAGUUACUAAUGACGAUGACUUGGAGAUUAUUUUUAGUCGAUUUGGCAAAAUAAUUGGUUGUGAAGUAAUAAGAGAUCAGCAGACUGGCGAUUCUCUACAAUAUGCAUUCAUCGAAUUUGCCGAUAAGAAAAGCUGCGAGGAAGCGUAUUUUAAAAUGGACAACGUGUUGAUCGACGAUCGUCGAAUACACGUGGACUUUUCACAGUCAGUAGCGAAAAUGCGAUGGCGAGGAAAGGGCCGGGGAAUUCAGCACUAUGACGAAGAUGGUAAUCCAGUAAGAAAAGGAAAGCCACAGCAAGAAAACAGACGAGUAAGAAAUAAAAGACGUCGCAGUAGGUCGAACAGUCCCAGGAACCAACGAAAUAGAACCGAUAAAAAAGACAGGCGGGCACAGGAUGUCAAUAGGAAUGGUGAGGGCAUACGGCAAGACGAUCAAAAAUUAAAUCGUAAAAGGGAAAGAAGUAGAAGUACGGAGAGAAGGUUAAAUAGAAAGGAAAGAAGUCGCAGUAGCAGUGUCGACAAUAGUCGUGGUAAACGAGACAGGAGUCGAGAUAGAAGGGACAGAAGUCGGAGUAGAGAAAAAACAAGAGACAGGAGAGAUAGAAAAACCCGUAGCGAAUUGAAAGAGAAACACCGAAGGCGCGAUUCAUCAAAUGAAGAUAGAAAAAAACGGCACAAGUCAAGAGAACGUUCUGAGGAGAAAUACAGCAGACGCAAGCACAAGCACAAGAGUCGAUAAUUGUUGUACAUACGUGCGUGACUGUCAAGAAUGAAUGAAUGCCCUUUUUUAUAACUAUGUAUAAAAUCAGAGAAGUUUCGUUUCAAAUACAGUAU
Molecule: messenger RNA, 1781 nt
Organism: Phymastichus coffea
Lineage: Eukaryota; Metazoa; Arthropoda; Insecta; Hymenoptera; Eulophidae
Product: peptidyl-prolyl cis-trans isomerase sig-7
Exons: 4
Coding region: 202-1686 (494 amino acids)
Biological process (GO): protein peptidyl-prolyl isomerization
Cellular component (GO): nucleus
Molecular function (GO): peptidyl-prolyl cis-trans isomerase activity; RNA binding
Source: RefSeq, a predicted model, not a curated record